AUGGGUCUAUUCGCCUCCAAGUUGUUUAGUAACCUAUUCGGUAAUAGGGAAAUGCGUAUCCUGAUGGUUGGUCUUGAUGGUGCUGGUAAGACUACCGUCCUGUACAAAUUGAAGCUUGGUGAAGUUAUUACUACCAUUCCAACCAUUGGUUUCAAUGUUGAAACUGUCCAAUACAAGAACAUUUCCUUCACAGUUUGGGAUGUCGGUGGACAAGAUAGAAUCAGAUCUUUAUGGAGACAUUAUUACAGAAACACUGAAGGUGUUAUUUUUGUUGUUGACUCCAAUGAUAGAUCCCGUAUUGGUGAAGCUAGAGAAGUUAUGCAAAGAAUGUUGAAUGAAGAUGAAUUGAGAAAUGCCGUUUGGUUAGUAUUUGCUAACAAACAGGAUUUACCAGAAGCUAUGUCUGCUGCUGAAAUAACUGAAAAGUUAGGUUUACAUGCUAUCAAGAACCGUCCUUGGUUUAUUCAAUCUACUUGUGCUACCUCUGGUGAAGGUCUAUAUGAAGGUCUAGAAUGGUUGAGUAACAACUUGAAGAACCAAUCAUGA
Maudiozyma saulgeensis is the source of this 546-nucleotide messenger RNA. Lineage: Eukaryota; Fungi; Ascomycota; Saccharomycetes; Saccharomycetales; Saccharomycetaceae. The record is from the annotation of a GenBank genome assembly.